Messenger RNA from Gallus gallus (chicken), 3075 nucleotides. It is a transcript of the gene FGA, whose product is annotated as fibrinogen alpha chain. Gene Ontology annotation, biological process: blood coagulation; platelet activation; protein polymerization. Gene Ontology annotation, cellular component: fibrinogen complex. Gene Ontology annotation, molecular function: signaling receptor binding. Lineage: Eukaryota; Metazoa; Chordata; Aves; Galliformes; Phasianidae. The record is from RefSeq and is marked validated.
CACAGUUCUGCUUGCUUCUCUCCAAAGAUGAUACCAGUGACGAUACUCUGUGUGUUGCUCUGCCUCAAUUUAGCUUGGGCUCAGGAUGGGAAGACCACCUUUGAAAAGGAGGGCGGAGGCGGGCGUGGCCCCAGGAUCCUAGAGAACAUGCACGAGUCGUCCUGCAAGUAUGAGAAGAACUGGCCUAUCUGUGUGGAUGAUGACUGGGGUACAAAAUGUCCAUCAGGCUGCAGAAUGCAAGGAAUAAUUGACGACACAGACCAGAAAUACAGUCAAAGAAUAGACAAAAUUAGGCAGCAACUCGCAGACAGUCAAAACAAGUAUAAAACAUCCAAUCGGGUAAUUGUGGAAACCAUAAAUAUACUAAAGCCUGGUCUGGAGGGUGCCCAGCAGCUCGAUGAGAAUUACGGUCAUGUGUCAACAGAACUGAGGAGGAGAAUUGUGACAUUAAAGCAGCGAGUUGCCACUCAAGUGAACAGAAUUAAAGCUCUGCAGAACAGCAUCCAGGAGCAGGUGGUGGAAAUGAAGCGCUUGGAGGUGGACAUUGAUAUUAAGAUACGAGCUUGCAAAGGGAGCUGUGCUAGAAGUUUUGAUUACCAGGUGGACAAAGAAGGCUAUGACAACAUCCAGAAGCAUCUUACCCAGGCCAGCUCCAUUGAUAUGCACCCAGACUUUCAAACAACCACCUUGAGCACACUGAAAAUGAGGCCUCUUAAGGACUCGAAUGUUCCUGAACAUUUUAAGCUCAAGCCUUCACCAGAAAUGCAAGCUAUGAGUGCAUUUAAUAACAUCAAACAGAUGCAAGUGGUAUUAGAAAGACCAGAAACAGACCACGUGGCAGAAGCAAGGGGGGAUUCUUCACCUUCCCACAUUGGCAAAUUAAUUACUUCUUCUCACAGGAGAGAGAGCCCUAGCCUGGUAGACAAAACCUCCUCUGCCUCCUCUGUCCAUAGAUGCACCAAAACUGUCACCAAGAAAGUCAUUAGUGGCCCUGAUGGUCCUAGAGAAGAAAUAGUUGAAAAAAUGGUUUCCUCUGAUGGCUCAGACUGCUCCCAUCUACAAGGAGGACGAGAAGGAAGCACGUACCAUUUUAGUGGGACAGGUGACUUUCACAAGCUAGACAGGCUUCUGCCAGAUCUAGAGUCAUUCUUCACCCAUGACUCUGUAUCCACUAGUAGUAGGCACUCAAUUGGCUCAAGCACCAGCAGCCAUGUGACUGGGGCAGGCAGCAGCCACCUAGGCACUGGAGGGAAAGACAAAUUCACAGAUUUAGGGGAGGAGGAAGAAGAUGACUUUGGAGGACUUCAGCCAUCUGGAUUUGCUGCUGGCAGUGCGAGUCACUCCAAGACUGUACUGACCAGCUCCUCUUCUAGUUUCAACAAGGGAGGCUCCACUUUUGAAACCAAGUCACUAAAGACCCGUGAAACAUCUGAGCAGCUAGGUGGGGUGCAACAUGAUCAGAGUGCAGAGGACACCCCAGACUUUAAGGCGCGCAGCUUCAGACCAGCAGCAAUGAGUACAAGGAGAUCCUACAAUGGGAAAGGUACACAGAAGUAGUAAUUGAGGUAGUGGAGCCAAAUUCAAUUCAUAACCAAACUGACAGAAUGUUUUUAGAUACUGCAGUAUAAUAGUGUGAUGAUAAAAUGCCAGAACUGUGUCUGUUUGUUGCCACUUUGGAGAUAAAAGAGAACUAUAUCACUAAUAGUCAGGUAUUGCAUAGACAAUUAGCAAUAUAAGAUCUGUGUAAGGUUUUCCUCUCUCAAUUCUUUUUAAUGUUGCCUGUCACUAAACCUUAUGUUGUCCAAGACACAUUUAACAAAUUUUCCUCAGAUCUAUUGCUGCUUGGAUUCCUCUGAAGUUUUUAUUAAGCUUUACUGAUAACUUCUGUCAAACCAGAUCAACUUUUUUUUUUAGACUGCGAUGAUAUCCGCCAGAAACACACUUCUGGUGCCAAAAGUGGCAUUUUCAAAAUCAAGCCAGAGGGAUCCAAUAAGGUUUUGUCAGUUUAUUGCGACCAAGAGACCACUUUGGGAGGAUGGCUAUUGAUCCAACAGAGAAUGGAUGGAUCAGUGAAUUUUAACCGUACGUGGCAAGACUACAGGAGAGGUUUCGGCAGCGUGGAUGGCAAAGGGCAAGGAGAGUUGUGGCUGGGCAAUGAGAAUAUCCACUUGCUGACUCAGAACGAUACUCUGCUUCGAGUAGAGUUAGAGGACUGGGAUGGAAAUGCUGCAUAUGCAGAGUACAUCGUGCAGGUAGGGACUGAAGCAGAAGGCUAUGCCCUGACUGUGUCCUCCUAUGAGGGGACUGCUGGGGAUGCUCUGGUUGCUGGCUGGCUGGAGGAGGGCUCUGAGUACACAUCCCAUGCCCAGAUGCAGUUCAGCACUUUUGACCGGGACCAGGACCACUGGGAGGAGAGCUGUGCAGAGGUGUACGGGGGUGGCUGGUGGUACAACAGCUGCCAGGCAGCCAACCUCAAUGGCAUUUACUAUCCAGGGGGCCAUUAUGACCCCAGGUACAAUGUUCCAUAUGAGAUCGAGAAUGGAGUAGUCUGGAUACCAUUUAGAGCCUCCGAUUAUUCCCUCAAAGUUGUUAGAAUGAAAAUCAGACCCCUGGAAACCCUGUAGAAGGACGGGCAUUUAAUAUAUGUGUCACAACUAAAAGUUGGAAACAUCUUUUAUAUACCUGUGUGCACGAUGUACCUUUACCCUAUGAAUUUGAAGGCAGCAUGGCACAUCUAUGGCAUACAAAAUAAACGGAUUAAUUAUUAACAAAACAGUUCUUUCAUCUUGUUUAUAACUGACAAAACUUUUCAAGGAAAUGUUGAUUUUAAAAACCUUAUAUAAAUCUCUGCAACCUUUUGUCCCUUCAGUGCUUCUUACUACUAUAUUUAGUUUGACAACUUAAAAUGUCAAAAUCUCACAUUCUGUGAUAUUCCUAAUAUCCUCAUGUGUGGUUAAGCAAUUGUUCUGAAAUGGGAAUUGAAAAAUGACAUUGUGUGCUGUGAUAUUCUAAACUACAAUUUGAGUUUAUCUUGAUGGUGAUGGGGAAGAGAAGUCUUGAGUAUUCUCCUUUUGG